Molecule: messenger RNA, 1604 nt
Organism: Strongylocentrotus purpuratus (purple sea urchin)
Lineage: Eukaryota; Metazoa; Echinodermata; Echinoidea; Camarodonta; Strongylocentrotidae
Exons: 4
Coding region: 233-1261 (342 amino acids)
Cellular component (GO): extracellular region
Molecular function (GO): hormone activity
Source: RefSeq, a predicted model, not a curated record
GUCGAUUAAAAUGGUUUGUAAACGGGUCUAUUACAUCGCGACUGGCGAUAUGGGUGGCCAUUGGAGAGAGUUUUGAUCAUGAGGAAGUCAGAUAUAAUUUAAACGAUCACAACCAUGAUGACGGCGAUCUGUCGAAUUACGGAAUAAAGUCUUGAGAACGUCGUGCGUCUUCGCUGGAACUGACACGUCUGGAUACAAAUACUUCACUGAUAUUAGCACUGCUUAUGGAAAGAUGGUUUGUUUUAGGUACCCGGUAGCUGUCAUGUCUGUGGUCCUAUUGGCUCUUCUUCGUCACGUGACGGCAUCCUUUCCGCUACUCUGUGGUCAAGAACUGGUCAAGGCUGUUGCAGCGGUGUGCAAUGAUCGCGGUUACUACGGUCAGCCAAGCAAAAGAUCAGCUGGUAUAUUUGAGCUGGAGACGCGGGCCAAGACAUUUCUGAAGUCCGGGAUGUCGAGAGGCGAGACUCGUCGGUCCAAACGAGGAGCAAGAACCGGUCUCAUCGUAACAGAAUGCUGUCUCAACCGAUGUUCCGUCUCUCACCUGGAAAGUUAUUGCAAUCCAUUGCCCCCGGAUGCAGUACACGAUGCGGAGGUGCACAUACGACUGGAGAAGUCCGCUGAGGAAGAUGCUGACGAAGGGCGCCCUCAAGAUGGCCCAAGUCAACUGGACACAGCUACAGGAACGGUCCCUGAGACUGAUACGUCGGAGACGCGAGGUCGGGUUCGAAUCGAUGCGGUCGAGAAAGUGAUAUCUGAAAGACUUAUUCCGACAUCGACCACGGGAUCGUCUCCGUCGCCAUCGAGGAAGAAACCUAGGAAAGACAAGAGCGAGAGAAGGAACUCAUCCAGGGAAGCCAAACAAGCCAGAAGAGAGGAGAGGAGAAGGAAUCGAGAAAGGGGUUCAGGUGGAAGAUCACGGAGUGGACGUCGGAAAGACAAGGACAAUGAUCGCGCUUCCAGAGCCAAAAGACAUGGCUUGAAUUUGUGGAGGAACAUGUUUUCGGACAAGUUUUUCAGUAACAUCCCAGGCCUCGAAAAUCAACCGAACCUUCACCCAGUAAACGGAAGAGCGCCAUCUUCGACCACCAUAGACACAUUUCAGAUGAAAUCUUCGAUCCCAAUACAAGAUUCUCCAGAAGGCAACGGGAAAGAGAACUUUGAACAAUCAUCUAUAAACCAGGAAGCCGAUAAAAAGAUGCGAUUUUCUGCUCUAAUGACAAAGUUGAGAACGAUGGUUUUAAAAUUUCCGAAAGAUAGGUGAGAGGAGCUCCAAUUCGUCAUAUAUAUUUUAUUUAAGUUGAAGAAAUAAAUGUAUGUUGAGAGCUGGAAGGUUGUUACCCAAUGUAGCUUCUAAUUGGGCACAAUUAGAAGGAGGUCAUGAAUAUGCACGCGCGGUUAAGAAUAUGAAUAUUCAUCAAACUGACACGACAUCAUCACAUGCAUAUUCAUGACCUCCAUCUCUAUAUGUAGAUGUGCCCAAUGAGAGGCUACCGUAUCGAAAUAUAUGAGUUGACACCCUUUUAGCACUCUGCAUGCGUCUUCGAAGUUAUUUAUUUGAAAUAAACAUGCUUUGAUUGGUCAAAUUCAAAGUUAUGCAUUCGCUU